UUCGCUGUACCUCCUACAAGAAUUAGUAGGCUGCGCGCUGUAUACAGAGCGACGAUGCAAGCUCCUUCUCCGAUCGGAUUUCCUCGAAGAUUCGUCGAUCUACUAGUGGCCGUCUCGAUGAUCGCGGGAAAGUCAUCGUGAAUCAUAUAGAAGCUUGGAGUGCAGGGAAAGCUCGCGCGAAGAUGAUAGCCGAAGACAGCUUACCGAAGAAGAAGAUGAAGGCGUGCUGGCCUCUGCUGAUCUCCUGAAAAAUCUCACCGUCAGCCGACUCCAGGAUGUACAGCUCGAUGGAGUGCGACGCGAGUCUUGACGGAGGCAACAUGCGCCGGAGGCACCAGAGCGGAAACUGUCUGCGACGUUCCAGCCUCUUCUCGCUCUACGCGAAGAUCUUCCGGCUGUUGCUGGGCAAGUGGGACAGGCCUGGUACCGGAGCCGGUGGCGGUGGUAACCUCGACGAGAACUCGGAGGAGGACGAGUACAGCAAGGAAUUGGACAGCCUCGUACUGCCGAGUAACGAGGAGUGGAGACUCGGGGUCUAUUACAGGCUCGUCGAACUGCAGAGGGAGAACGAUCAUGCCGAGGCUGUCGCUGCGGCGCUCGAGGAUGCCACACUUACACCUUCAAAACUCACACGAAUACUCACUCGACUCUACAGAAUGGAAGAUCCCGAGACUCCAACGCGAACAGUCCGGAAAACGAAGCGCGUCGCCUCGCGGCACAAGCUCUGGGACUGGGAGCCGGACUCUCGCGUGUCCUAUCCUCUGACACCUCGGUCCAGCCGGAGACUCGACUCUUUCGAGUCCACCUCGUCGAUUUUGGAAGCUUGCGUCGAGCCCGGAUGGAGACUCAGAGACAUCCUGCUGGCCGCGAGGCUGUUGAUGAACGAGAGGGAACUGGACGAUUACGCGGACGAGGCGGAGAUGCGGAGGGUCUUCGGCCUCGUCUACGACGUUCUGAGAUACAAGCAGAUACUCGACCGAGCUCUGGACGACGUGGGCUUCUGGCUGCGCCACGGACAGUUGAAGCAGCGCGAAAAGGUGGUCUGGCUGCUGCUGUACGACAUGCAGGGCCGGAAGUUCGCUCGAGUGGGUGGCAGUGCCGCCGUGGCCAUGCGGAACGAGGCCCUUCGCGAGGCUGGACUGCUGGACGUUGAGCAGGCGCUGCUCGCUAUGAAGACCAGAUUGGCGGCCAGCCUCUCGAGAUUGAGGAUCGGCGGAUCGGCCCUUAGUUUCGACGAACUACUACCGGCUCACCUGCGGACAGCCGAGGGCGUCACCUGGGGCGAGGAGGGGGCGAUUGCCUCCGGAUGGGUGAACAGUGCCAAGCUGCCGAGUCGUCGGCAAUUCGUCGAGGAGAUGCGCAAACUCGGCUUGACCCUCUGCUCGAACGGCUCGGCGACGACUGCACUCGAGGAGGACCAGUACGUUUUCGAUCCGAUGUGUCCCAAGGUCGUGAACCUUCACGAGAAAGCCAGGGAGAAGCUGGCGGUGUCGCAGCUCGUCAGAAGUCAUGGUUUUGUAUUUUUGGAGAGAUCCCUAUGCGUAGGAGCAGCCGCCCUCGUUCAGGCCAUCCGCGCGGGCAAACUCUGUGGCCCAGUGAUCCUGACCCAUUCACUGGCACCCCGUCACACGGGCUAUCUGGCCGAGUUGUUGACCGACCUCGAGGCUGGAAGACUGCUGGCCUUUGGUCUCGGUGAAAAUCGCAUGCAGCAUCAGGCGUAUCUGGAAAAACUUGGAAUUUCCUUGCAACGUUGUAAAUUGUUCUCUGAAAGGUACACCUCAGCGCCGGCAUCGCCAGAGGUCGAACGUGCCACCAUAGUCUUGGCUACGCCUCCCUGCAGCUACACUGGAGUUCGCGACGUAGUUGACCUGGCAAUAGCUCGAGGUGGUGACCUGCGUCUCCUGGAAUCGUUGACGAGCCUCGAAGCCGAGUCUCCCCAACAGCCUCGCGCUCUGCUGGCCGAACAAAUGGCCACUUUGAGAUACGCCCUCACCAAACCCAACGUCCAACUGCUGGUCUACGAAGUGCACACACUCCUGCCAUCGGAAACUUCCGAGAUGAUCGAGCAGGCGGUGGAUCACGCCAACAAGAUGGCCUUGGACAAGUUUCAGAAGGAUCAUCCGCAACGAAAGAAAUCACCGCCAAGAGAAUCCACCGGGAAGCGAUCGAAAUCCGGAAAACGAUCCCAUUCUAUAGAACAUCUCGCCAAAGCCCAGCAAGACGACGCGAAAUCGUCGAACUUGGAAUCCGAAGACGAAGUGUCGCACACUGACAUUCCGAUCCCCGAAAGCGACCUGUUUGACAUGUCGGACCUGAACGACCUGUACAACCAAGACUGCAGCAAACUCGUGGACCAGGGCUCGUUCAUCAUAGUGGUCAAGCGCAAGGAGAUGAUGCAGUUCAACUCGCUGUUCAUGAUCAAGGUCGCCGAGGCCAAGGGUGUCUUCGGAGAACCGACGAAACCUCAACCACCCAAAACGCCGGAACUGCAGCAGGCGACAUUGCUACCGCCCGAGACUUCGCACGGCGGUCGCAAGGGUCACAAACGUGGAAAGGUCCAGUUCGAGCGAAUAACAGCCCCGACGCACGCGACGAUAUCCCGUGCUCUGAGUCAAAAGCAGCCCUGUCCGCGUCACCAGCAACACCUGGUGCACGAGGAGAGCUCGGUCGAGUCGCAGAUUCGUUUCGGUGCGAGUGAUGGGGUCGCGAGGAGCUUUUUCGUCUGGGAGUUAUUGGAUGUUACUACUGCAGUGUACGAGAAGCUCGCGAACUCGACUUCUCCGGAAUCGAUAAUCCCCUCGUUGUCUUCUCCGAGCGUUCGCAAAUCAUCGACCGACGUGAAUGCCGAGUUAACUAGCGUUUCGAGUAACGAACGAAGGGAGACGAAAUUCGAAGAGCUGCGGAGAAGGUGGAGAAACGAAAUCAUCGAAAAAUUCGAGACACCAUCGGAACCACUUGACGACGCUCUGCAAAUUUUUUCCGAAAGCAGCGGAACAAUAAAAUCAAAUGAGAUGCGUCAGACGAACGGUGAUCUCGACGAAUCUACAUAUGUGCCGCAGCCCACGCGUCGUUUCUACGACUCGCGUUUCCUCGAUAUAGACGUGAACAAGUCGUACUUUAGUCUGAAAAAGACACCUCCGAGUAAGCUAUUGAACGACUGCCUCGAAGAGAAUAGCAAAGGAAUAUUCUUCGACGUUUCUUUAAAGCCAAUGCCUCGUCGGCAGAUUUUGCCGCGCAAAAUGUCAAGGCUCUACCGAAUUCCCUUUCGCAACCGUUUGGAGCCUGUCCUUGAACAGAGUCAAGGCUUCUCCUACCUCUUUCCGGAAGACGACUAAUUAAACAGAUACUAAUCGUUACAUCGACAAAACUGUGUACUUUCGUUAAACGUCUUCACGAGUCUUUAUUUGUACAAAAAAUCGUUCUUAAUUUACACGCAUAAGUAAAAAUACACCUAUACAUUCA
Nasonia vitripennis (jewel wasp) is the source of this 3462-nucleotide messenger RNA. RefSeq lists its product as uncharacterized. The transcript is spliced from 13 exons. Lineage: Eukaryota; Metazoa; Arthropoda; Insecta; Hymenoptera; Pteromalidae. The coding region runs from base 276 to 3335 and encodes 1019 amino acids. The record is from RefSeq and is a predicted model, not a curated record.